Messenger RNA from Toxotes jaculatrix (banded archerfish), 1427 nucleotides. It is a transcript of the gene wdr83, whose product is annotated as WD repeat domain containing 83. The coding region runs from base 264 to 1217 and encodes 317 amino acids. The record is from RefSeq and is a predicted model, not a curated record. The transcript is spliced from 10 exons. NCBI's taxonomy places the organism in Eukaryota, Metazoa, Chordata, Actinopteri, Toxotidae. Gene Ontology annotation, cellular component: catalytic step 2 spliceosome. Gene Ontology annotation, biological process: mRNA splicing, via spliceosome. Gene Ontology annotation, molecular function: protein binding.
AUAAUGAGUGAAAUGAAUGGAAGGAGGCGUUAGUAACUUCAAGUUGCGGAUAAAAUUAUUAUAACAACUAUUAUGAAUGUAUUUUUAUUAUACUAGUUACGCCAAGAAUAUUAACAUGACGCUCCCCUGAAAUUAAAUUCUAUUCAAGGAAGUUAAUUAAAUAAGUGACACAGAAAAAGUAAACAACGGGGGCUACAUCUAGAUAAAGCUCUGCUGUUCGGUAAAACACGCUAGAUCUAAUAACUUGACCAAAGUAUUAUGCCAUGGCGUUUCCUCAGCCUAGACCUCAGGCUCCUCAGCUUCCUCAGCAUCUGCUCAGGACCAUAGACUGUCAGCAAGGAGCAGUGAGGGCUGUUCGCUUCAACGCUGACGGGAACUACCUGCUGUCCUGUGGCAGUGACAAAUCUCUAAAGCUGUGGAGUGUGAGCAGAGGGACCCUGCUGAAGACAUACAGUGGCCAUGGAUACGAGGUUUUGGAUGCUGAUGGUUCCUAUGACAACAGCCAGAUUUGCUCCUGCAGCUCUGACAAGACAGUGAUACUGUGGGACGUCGCCACAGGCCAGGUCGCACGCAAACUCAGAGGUCAUGCCGGGAAAGUCAACUGUGUCCAGUUCAAUGAGGAGGCAACCGUUAUCUUGUCUGGGUCCAUAGAUGGGACAGUUAGGUGCUGGGACACCAGGUCCAGAAGAUUUGAGCCCAUCCAGGUUCUAGACGAGGCCCGGGACAGCGUCAGCAGCCUGAAGGUGGCACAACAUGAGCUGCUUACUGGAUCAGUGGACGGCAGAGUGAGGCGCUACGACCUGAGGAUGGGACAGCUGCAUGUGGACUUCAUCAGCAGUCCCAUCACCUGUGUGUGUUUCAGUCAAGACGGUCAAUGCACUCUGAGCUCCAGUUUGGAUUCAACAGUCAGACUUCUGGAUAAGAGCACAGGGGAAAUGCUAGGAGAGUAUACAGGACAUAAGAUGAAGGGCUACAAGCUGGACUGCUGUCUGUCCAGUAAAGACACGCAUGUCCUGAGCUGCUCAGAGGACGGACACGUCUACUGCUGGGACCUGGUGGAGGGGUCUUUGUCCUUGAAGCUGCCAGUGGGAAAAGCUGUUGUCCAGUCGCUGUCCUUCCACCCCACAGAGACCUGUCUCCUCACGGCCAUGGAGGGACGUGUCCAGGUGUGGGGGGCAGAACCAGAGGAGACAGAGGAGGAUGCGAUGGCCACAUAGAGACGGUGAAAUCUGUAAAAAGCUGGCACAAAUAAUAUAAAGACAACACAGAUGUCACAGAUGUACAGACAAUAUGAAAUGGAUAUGAAUCUAAUAGUAAUUCAUUAGUGAAUCAUAAGAGUUAGCUAAAUGAUCUUGGACUUGGAUUUUUGUAUGUGUGCGAAACUUUGUUAUAUUUUUAUACAAAACCUUGAAUAAACAUUUUCUUGU